UUUCAGCAUUUUUCAAAAGAAGAUUUGACACAUGUUUCAUUCCUGCCCUUAUCACAUGUAAUGGAACAGCUAACGAUGGUGUUGGCCUUGUUCGUUGGUGGUCGAAUAGGUUUUCUCACUGAUGGCAUUGAGUCAUUAUUUGAUGAUCUUAGAGAUUUUAAGCCAUCGUUUUUCUGUUCUGUUCCAAGAUUACUUGUUCGAAUAUAUAUGAAAUUUUCUGAAAGGUUGCACUCUAAACCAAUAAUUUGGAAAAUAUGUCAAUACGAAAUAAAUAAGAGAAUGGAAGAACAGAAACAUGGAAUAUAUAGACGAAAUGGAAUAAUAGACUUCUUGUUUUUUCGAGAGUUUCGGGAGUUACUUGGUGGCCGAGUGCAAGCUAUAAUUUCAGGUAGCUCUCCAAUAGAUAGAGAUGUUCUAUUCUUCAUCAGAGCCGUUUUGAGCUGUCCUGUUAUCGAAGUAUACGGAUCAACGGAAACACUUGGUUUGGUAUCCAGUACAAUGUUUGAAGAUGUAGAUGCUUAUCAUGUUGGAGCUAUUUUCCCUGGAGUGCAAAUCAAACUAAUAGAUGUUCCGGAAAUGGGUAUACUCGUAUCCAAAGAUCAAAUGGGAGAGAUUUGCAUUCGUAGUAAAGCUAAUAUGCUUGGUUAUUACAAAAAUCAAGAGAAAACUAAAGAAAUCCUCGAUUUAGAAGGCUUUGUUCACACAGGAGAUGUUGGGGUUUGGUUAAAAAAUGGAGCAUUAAAAAUAGUGGAUCGGACAAAAAAUCUAUUCAAGUUAUCACAAGGAGAAUAUGUAGCACCAGAAAAAGUAGAACAAACCUAUUUAUCAUGUAAUCUAGUACAACAAGUAUACGUUGAUGGUAAUUCACUUAAAUCUUAUGCAGUAGCAGUGGUAAAACCAAACUUUAAAAGAUUGCGCAAGGAAAUAGUAGAUAUUGUAUGUAGAUCGGAUAAGACAUCAUCGUCACUUAUCGACAAAAAGGAUAAAAUGAAAAAUGAAGGAUUACCAGUAGAAGUAACCGAUGCUGAAUUAUGCACCAGAAAAGAAGUACGUGAAUACAUCUUGAAGAAAAUGAACUCAGUUGCUAGAGAGAAAGGUCUACAGGGAUUUGAACUGGCCCGUAAUAUCCACCUUACUCCAGAACCGUUCACAGUAGACAAUGGAUUAUUAACUCCAACAAUGAAGCUUGCAAGAAUAAAUCUACGUAAACGUUUUGCAGAGACUAUUAAAAAUCUGUAUGAAGAAAACUGCAACUAACUACUGGAUUACUUUCUUAACACAAAGCUAUUAUAUAUUGUGGUUUCAUUCAUUUGUUCGAGCACUACUCGUUUUCACCUUUCUCAGUAAAAGAACGAAUGUGCUUGAAUUUCGUUCUAAAUUAUUUUCUUCAAAUAACUGGAUACAUUUAUUAUAAUUUAUUAUUUAGUGUAGAAACAAGUAUUCAC
This is a messenger RNA of Schistosoma turkestanicum, 1445 nucleotides long. Lineage: Eukaryota; Metazoa; Platyhelminthes; Trematoda; Strigeidida; Schistosomatidae. The record is from the annotation of a GenBank genome assembly.